Acipenser ruthenus (sterlet) is the source of this 1413-nucleotide messenger RNA. RefSeq names its product piggyBac transposable element-derived protein 4-like. Lineage: Eukaryota; Metazoa; Chordata; Actinopteri; Acipenseriformes; Acipenseridae. Bases 1 to 1413 code for a protein of 470 amino acids. The record is from RefSeq and is a predicted model, not a curated record. The transcript has a single exon.
AUGAACGUCGUUCAGUCUUUGUGUACAAACACAAAUAAAAAUGGAAAAAAGCAGCAGGCCCAGGGGAAAAAAUACCAGUGGGAUCCAGUUUCAAUCAAGGAGCUCUACCAGUUUUUAGGAAUCCUAAUUUUCAUGGGGCUACUGACAACUCACACCGUGAGGGAUUACUGGAGUCCACGUAGGCCUUAUGGAAUCCCAUUCUGUCACACUGUGAUGUCCAGGAAGAGAUAUGAAGCCAUCGCUUGGACUCUGCACAUAAGUGACCCAGAGGAAGAUAAAGAGAAUGAUCAGAAGAAAGGAACUCCACAACACGAUCGCCUCUUCCGUCUCAGACCCCUCUUGGAUUCCCUCCUCCUGUCCUGCAAGGCAUACUACCACCCCCGACAGAACCUUUCAAUUGAUGAACGCAUGGUGGCCUCAAAAGCCAGGAUCGGGUUCAAGCAGUACAUGAAAGCAAAGCCGAUAAAAUGGGGCUUCAAGCUGUUCGUGCUGGCUGAUGCCCACAACGGGUACACAUGUGAUUUCAACAUCUACACAGGAAAAUCCAAAUCAGAUUCUGGGAAAGGACUGAGUUAUGACUCCGUUAUGAACCUCAUAAAGGUGUCAUACUUAGGCACAGGGUACCAUGUGUAUGUUGACAAUUUCUACACCAGCACAACACUGUUUCGGGACCUUUACAAGCUCAAAUUUGGAGCAUGUGGGACCAUUAGAGAAACUCUUCAGGGCUUCCCACAGACAAAAGAAAACGCCCUCCCUAAAAAAGCUGAUAGGGGGACAAUUCGCUGGAUACGAAGUGACAAACUGCUCUACACCAAGUGGAUGGAUACACGUGAAGUGACGAUGUGCAGUUCCAUUCAUAAAGUGUACACAGGAGACAAAGUCCAGAGACGGGUAAGGAAUGAAGAUGGGACAUGGGGAAUGCGGAAUGUUCCUGUUCCUACUCCUGUAAAGGCCUACAAUCAGCACAUGGGAGGAGUGGAUUUGUCAGAUGCCCUUAUAAAAUACUACAACAUGGCACAGAAAACCCAAAAGUGGUACAAGAAAAUUUUUUAUCAUUUCAUUGACAUUGCUGUUGUCAACAGUUUUUUGCUUCAUAAGGAAUUGGCACAGGCUCAAACUACAAAGGCACUUUCACAGAAAACGUUUAGAGAGGAGCUAUGCAAGCAGCUGGUGGACAUCGGGCUUGUGGAGCAGGAGGCCAGUGUGAGUACAGGUAAACUCUGUGUCCCUGUAGCCAUUACAGAGGGCAAGGAACUCGACCCCUCCAUGAAGACCUCCUUCGGGCGUAGACACUGUGCUUUGUGCAAUGAAGGGAAACUCAGGAACAAAACGCCCUGGAAAUGCGAAGCCUGUGAUGUGCCAUUAUGUGUCAUUGUGGACAGAAACUGCUUCAAGAAAUGGCACAUGCGUUAG